UUUUUCCUAUAUCAAGAUUCACUCAUUCAUUUUCAAAUGUUUUAGUUUGCUUUUAUCCUUAAUUGAAGAGUCGUGUAUAGCUACUGUGAUAUUUUGGAUUAAUAAUGAAUGAACAAGUACGUAAUCUGAGUGCUACAGCGACCCACCAGGUGUAGGUUAGCUGUCUUUGUUAAGAUUAAGUUUCAUUGGAUGAUCUGCUGAUCAAAGAUGAAACUAGUGGAUGGAAGAAAAAAAAGUAAUGAUAGGGAGACUAAAUUUGCAAACAAAAUAAUGUGUCACCAAUAAAAAAAUGCACGUUAAUCUACACAUAAGUAGUAAUCCAAUCAUCAACUUCUAUGUCAUUUAGUUUAUAAAAUUUAAUCUAUAAAUUUAGUUUUCUAGCAUUAUAUAUAAAAAAAAAAUUAUGUAGGGAUGACUUGUGAGUUGUGACUUGUAAGCUUUAAUGAAAGUUGUGAACUCAUGAGGAUGUGCCCUUUUUUUGUCUUUCUUCUUUUGUGUGAACGCAUUGAAUUUUUAUUCGGGAAAAGUAAGGUGCUUGAGUUGGGUAAUUUCAUAUCUCCUUUUUUGUAUUCGACAUCUUCAUAAGAUUGUCCGGAGCAUAUAGAACUUUUGUAACUUUGUGUAAGUAAGGUCAACUAGUACAAUUGUUGAACUUAAACUGAUCUAGUCUCAGCGGGCAACUACUCUCUCCUCCCUUGCUUGCUUUUCAUUCCCAAUUUCUACCUCUGUAUGUCUUUUGCUUAGUUUAGUGCCUAGAUAGAUAGAGAGAGAGAUGCUGGAUCAUGCCUUACUUGGGCCAGGGCACAUAAUUUCAGGCAGAGUUAUGGACUCUCUUAUGACCUUUCAAUAGCCUUGAAAAUAGAGGUGGCAAACUAACCUAUUGAAUUAUUAAUGAAUAACUAUUAAGACCCCGUUUAGUUUGAUUUUUAUCAUAACAUGGUGGUGAACUUGGUAGUUUUAAUGAUUGUGUAAUACCUUAUAGUGAUAUCAAACUAAAUGAGUCAAAGACUCUUAAUACUUUUUCAUUAAUAGUCCAACGAUUUGAUUUGUCACAUGAACUCGGAAAGACAAAUAUUAUUCAAUCUCCAUUGAUGAACAACUAUAUACUUUUACUUAAAAAAAAAGAUAACUAGUGGCAAGUUACGAUUACUCCUUUGACUUGGAGAGGCUAUGAGAAUUUUAUCCUACCCUCUAUGAUUUUGUAAUGUAAAAUUCACUUUUUUUUUCUUCUGAAAUUAUAAAAAUAUCGUCAAUCAAAAUUACUUAGAAAUUUCUUGAAAGAAAAUAGUGACUAACUGGAAAAUUUAAAACCGUGUACGCAAAGUGCGCAAGGGAGGCCCCAUCCCUGUCCCUUUUUUAUACUUUUGUAACUGUUCAUCUCUUAAUCAUAGGGGUGGGCACUUGGAAUCGAAAACCGAAACCGAAACACAAAUCGAAUCAAACCGCACCAAACGGUUUGGUUUUGCAGUUUUGAAACGGUUUCGGUUUCAAAACCGAACCGCGGCACACAAUGAUGUAGCUACAGGCCCAUUCCUCAUUUCUCAUCUUUAUCAUCUUCUUUUCGAAAUGACUCAAGGCGAGCCAUUUGAGACCAACCUGAAUGGGCCUAUCUGGAUGAUACAAACCUGGCUUCAAUGGUACUUCCCAGAGUUUCGGGCUACCAAUUUGGAGUUCCCGGAGGGUGUGGCCCCUGCCCGAAUCCUGGCUGGAGCUGCCCCUAUAGAUCAUUCCACCUUUGCAUGCUUCUACUUCUUCAGAGUUUGUAGGACUCGAUUAGAUUUAGAAUGGGGUGCGUCGGUCUUGAGGCUUUCAAGAUGCUCCUGGUGAAGAUGCUACCCCCUCUUGUAGGGAGAAAUUCAUUAGCUGCAUUCAACCGAGAGACCUGGCCUGGGGAGUUCGAGGUAAUAGAUAUGACCGAGGUUUGGAGGUGUACCAUCCUAACUUUUACAGCAGGCAGUUAGGAUUCAGGCAAGCCAUUCCUGUCCCAUUCUUCGAUUCUAUCCAUUGUGGCACUUCAUUUCGACUACCAACUCCCUCUGAGGUGAUCUUCCGAGCUGCCCGACGCAGUCUUGACGUAAUGAGUCAGGCUGCCCGAAAGUCCAUCAUCCUCAACUUUGAAUGUACUUCGCUCUUCUCUUCUUGGUGGGAAGACAAAUUGACCAAGAAGUAUGAAGGAGACUUGAAAUAGACUCAUGAUCGCAUUUCCAAAAGAAGAAUCGGUCACUUCUGAUAGGUACUUCUCUUUUUAACCUGAUUCUGUUUCCCUUCUGAAGUCCAUCUAACCUUACUCUUGCUUGACCCCGCAGCCCCAGUGGAUGUUGAAUCAGAAGCCAUUGAGUCCGAAGAUGACUCAGCUGAUGCUGCAGUUCUCCAUGGAGCUGCAGCAGAGGCUGAAAGACAAGAAGCUGGGGAAGGUGUGGAUGUUUUGGAAUCCUUUGGGGAUUCAGAAGCUGAAGAAACACCUGAGGCAAUUAUUAAAGCACCCAAGCGAAAGAAAGCGACUGUGAUCGAGGCUUCAGAUCCUGAUCCUGCACUUCUACCCAAAACCCCACGACCAACUCUUACUAGAAAGAGUAAGAGAGCAAGAACUGUCGCUCCUCCUAAGUCAUUAGCCUCAUUGCUCUAGUCCCCGAGGCAGGCAGAAAAAAGCAACAAUCUUCAAGACCUUAAGCAUCUAAGAGACCAAUCAUUGCUUCUAAGGAGGAACCAUUAAGAGCUGCCAUGCACAAAAAGGCUGAAGAACUGCAAAAUACCGCCCUCAAAGAACUCGAGGCCGCAAGAGAGGAAAAGCUUCUUCCGCCCGAGGCCUCCCCACCACUUUUCCGAGAAACCAGCAUUUCUCCUCCUCAGGUUAACCCUUCAGAGGCUGGGGCAUUUGCCUUCUUGCCUGGUCAUGGCCCUCCUCUGAAGUUUGUGAUUUCUUCUCCUGCCCUGGAUGCAACUCAUUCCUCUGAGUUUGACCCUUCUACAGGAGUUAUGUUGCACUUCGUGGAUGAGGGCAGUAACUUGCAGCCUUCUCCGGUAUAUGAGCCACCCCCUCCAUCAAUGGUAUCAGAUAAUGAACCCAUAGUCCCUGAGAUUCCUGUAACCUCAGAGGUAAUAGUCUCACGGGUGCCUACUUGCCCGACAAUUGAUAUUGAUGAACCUCAUUCUUCUCCUCAGGAUCAAACUCAGGGCACUGGUGCAGGUUCAAGUACAGCUCCUUCUUCCCUUGCUGGUGGUGGAAAGUCUUCCCCUCAACGAGGAUUUAGUAUUCUUCCUGGUGAAACCCCUGGGCUAAGUCAGCAAGUCCUGAAAGAGACUUCCCCCUCUCGUUUGGUCCGUAAGUCAAAGCGCUCUCGUCCUCAUUUAUCUUCUGGAGGUACUGAGAUUCCCCCUUCUGGAAUUGAGAAGAUCGGGCAGACAAGGAUUGCCCCCCCAGUGCGGGUUUGGGCAUUACUUCAUUCUCAUCCAUAGCCACUUUGAACCGUAGGGUUGUGCUGGUCCAAACCCGCACUGAGUGACUCAACCAUAGUUGUGCGAAUGAGUGUUUCAAACCCAUAACAGGUCAGGGAGAUGGGACCAGGGAGAGUGGAGUGUGUUGGUCCACGGCUUACAACGCUCCGUUGGCAGUACUACAUCAUGCUGGUCUUCUUUGCAAAUAGGGAAGGUGCGUCUGGGACAUAUGAUGAGGCAAAAGAAGUUCAGAAUGUGCCUAUUUUUGCCACGAAAGGGGAGGGUUUCAAGAAAUUCAAUGGAGGAGCUGAGGAGAUAUGGGUGUGUUGGCUUACUAAGGCCAACUUGGAUGCAAUGGUCCCUCAGAUUGAUGAUUGAUUGAUUCUAAUAAUUCAGUCACAUGACCUCUUUGACAAUGACACAGAUUCUCCGAAAUUUCAUAACUCCCUUUGAGAAUUGAAACAUGUUGAUAACACCUCUUUUGCUGUAAAACAGUUACCAGUUCUCCAAGAUUUCAGCAUCGAGACUUGUUUCACUGAGAUUUGUAUGCUAUUUGGCACAAACUUCCUUUGAGAAUUUGAAACAUGUGCCGAUAACCCCUCUUUUGCUGUAAAACAAUUACUGGGUCUCCAAAAUUUCAGUUUCGAGACUUGUUUCACCUAUAUUUGUAUGCCGUUUGGCACAAACUUACUAUAAAAUUUUGAAACACA
Malus domestica (apple) is the source of this 4145-nucleotide messenger RNA. The record is from RefSeq and is a predicted model, not a curated record. NCBI's taxonomy places the organism in Eukaryota, Viridiplantae, Streptophyta, Magnoliopsida, Rosales, Rosaceae.